AUGCUAAGGCCCGAAGCCAAGUGCAGCACCCAGGUGCCUCAGCACCACCACCAGCACCCUCUCCAGCACCCGCACCCCCAGCAGCAGCAUCAGCAGCACCCGCACCCCCAGCAGCAGCAGCAGCAGCAGCAGCAGCAGCAGCAGCAGCAGCAGCAGCAGGAGCUCGCCUUAUUUUGGUGCGCGAGGAAGUGCAGCACCCAGGUGCCUCAGCACCACCACCAGCACCCUCUCCAGCACCCGCACCCCCACCAGCAGCAGCAGCAGCACCCGCACCCCCAGCAGCAGCAGCAGCAGCAGCAGCAGCAGCAGCAGCAGCAGCAGCAGCAGCUCGCCUUAUUUUGGUGCGCGAGAAAGUGCAGCACCCAGGUGCCCCUGUCCCGCUGCUGCACAGUGGUGUCGAUGAGCAUGGAGAACCAGCCGCCAGCAGAAAGGGCAAAUCUUGUGUUUUUUUUGGAGUCCAAAUCAAUUUGGAUUUCAUUUAUUAUCAAAGACAAAGACCCCAAACAGCCCUCCAAACCCCACAAAAAAUAA
This is a messenger RNA of Eimeria necatrix, 531 nucleotides long. RefSeq lists its product as hypothetical. Lineage: Eukaryota; Apicomplexa; Conoidasida; Eucoccidiorida; Eimeriidae. Bases 1 to 531 code for a protein of 176 amino acids. The transcript has 2 exons. The record is from RefSeq and is a predicted model, not a curated record.